Gymnodraco acuticeps is the source of this 1174-nucleotide messenger RNA. Its product is annotated as venom protease-like. The transcript has 6 exons. The annotation marks the transcript as partial. The record is from RefSeq and is a predicted model, not a curated record. Gene Ontology annotation, biological process: proteolysis. Gene Ontology annotation, molecular function: serine-type endopeptidase activity. NCBI's taxonomy places the organism in Eukaryota, Metazoa, Chordata, Actinopteri, Perciformes, Bathydraconidae.
GAGUUUUACGCCCGUGUGUCCAACUACGAAGACUGGAUCAAAAAUCACACUGGCUCUAGCCAACCAGGCUUUGUUGACUACAUGUCCUCAGAAAGUUGAUAGCGACUUGGACUUUGUCUGUCCCACCGCCUAUCCCACCACCCAUCACCCCUAUCCCACCACCCAUCACCCCUAUCCCACCACCCAUCACCCCUAUCCCACCACCCAUCACCCCCACACCACCGAGGACGGCAGUGUGUUUGGCAGUGGAUGUCAUUCACAACAGCAGUCAGUUUCUCUGUCAGCAUGUGGCCGGGCACCAAACAACCCCAGAAUUGUGGGAGGUCAAAAUGCGGCUGCAGGAACUUGGCCCUGGGUAGCCAGUUUACAAGUGAAUGGCAAGCACCGUUGUGGAGGGUCCCUGAUCAGCGAUAUGUGGGUUCUGACCGCUGCUCACUGCUUCCCACAUCGCAAAAUGAAGGUUGUUCUGGGCCUCGAAAGCAUGUCUGGUCCAAACUUGAACAACGUGUCAAAGGCAAUUGAUAAGAUCAUAGUCCAUCCUGCUUACGGCGACAUUUUCAACAAAAACAAUAACGACAUGGCUCUUCUGAAGCUGUCGAGCCCGGUGACGUUUACCAACUACAUCCAGCCGGUGUGCUUGGCCUCUGCAAACAGCACCUUCUACACCGGAGACAACAACUGGGUUGUUGGUUUUGGUACUACAUCAAGAGGUGGCCCUUAUGCCGACACCCUGCAGGAAGUGAGGGUCCCAAUCGUGGGAAACAAUGAGUGCACAUGUGCCUACCACGAUCUCACAGACAACAUGAUCUGUGCUGGGUUAAGAGCUGGAGGGAAUGAUUCAUGUCAGGGAGACUCAGGUGGACCAAUGAUGAUCAAAAAGGGUUCAGUCUGGAUCCAGAGUGGCGUCGUGAGUUUUGGAAAAGGCUGUGCCUUGCCGAAGUUUCCUGGAGUUUACGCCCGUGUGUCCCGGUUCGAAGACUGGAUCAAAAAUCACACUGGCUCUAGCAAACCAGGCUUUGUUGACUACAUGUCCUCAGGAGUUGAUAGCGACUUAAACUUUGUCUGUCAACCAAUCCCUACCCCCACCCAACACCCCUCUCCCACCACCCAACACCCCUCUCCCACCACCCAACACCCCUCUCCCACCACCCAACACCCCUAUCCCACCACCUAA